Aedes aegypti (yellow fever mosquito) is the source of this 1435-nucleotide messenger RNA. Its product is annotated as DNA repair protein RAD50. Gene Ontology annotation, cellular component: Mre11 complex; condensed nuclear chromosome. Bases 178 to 1032 code for a protein of 284 amino acids. Gene Ontology annotation, molecular function: single-stranded telomeric DNA binding; ATP hydrolysis activity; G-quadruplex DNA binding. The transcript has 2 exons. NCBI's taxonomy places the organism in Eukaryota, Metazoa, Arthropoda, Insecta, Diptera, Culicidae. Gene Ontology annotation, biological process: telomere maintenance via telomerase; telomere maintenance via recombination; chromosome organization involved in meiotic cell cycle. The record is from RefSeq and is a predicted model, not a curated record.
AAAAUUUAAUGGCAGCCCUGCUCAUCUUUCGUCAACGAUCAGCGGCCGGCAAGAAGUGAAACAUUUUUUUUGCGGUUCAGCUGGUUCUUGUUAAUUCGCGUUAAUUCUGUUUGAAAAUUGUUUCGAUGACUAUAAUUGCAACUUAAAAGUAAAAACCUUAAGAAUUCUUUCUUCAAAAUGUCAACCAUUUCAAAGUUGGAAAUCCGAGGAAUCCGAAGCUUCGGCGUCGAAAGCGGAGAUGUUCAGAAAAUCAAGUUCCAAUCCCCCCUGACAUUGAUUGUUGGCCAGAAUGGUUGUGGCAAAACCACUAUCAUCGAGUGCUUGAAAUAUGGUCUAACCGGCGAAGUUCCGCCUGGCACUGACCGUGGCAAGGCAUUCGUUCAUGAUCCGAAGAUUUUCAGCACCGUUGAAAGCAUGGGUCAGGUCAAGCUAAUGGUAACGGAUUUCACCGGAAAUCGUGUCACGGCGACGCGGUCGAUGAAGGUUUCCCAGAAAGGCCGGGGCCAACAACCCAAGUUUGAAACGCUUGAUUCAGUUGUUACGAUGGAGAAUGUUGCCACCGGUGAAAAGACCACUCUUUCCCGGCCUCGAGCUGCAGAUAUCAAUAACGAGAUGUGCGACGCCAUGGGAGUAUCGAAAGCUAUCAUUAACAACGUCAUUUUCUGUCACCAAGAAGACUCGAAUUGGCCCCUGGAGGAACCGAAAGAAUUGAAGAAAAAGUUCGAUGCCAUCUUCGGGACGACAGAAUACAACAGAGUGAUCGAGAAGCUAAUCAAGAUAUCCAAGGAAUACAAUGAUCGACAAAAGGAGAAAGCAGGAGACUUGAAGCUACUGGAAAAUAUAAAAAGCCAGGCGGAGGUGAAACACCUUCAGCUCCAGAAGGUUGACAAAAGCAGGCAGGACAAACUCGCUGUAGUGGAUAGUCUGGAGAAUUCGUUGAAGCCAAUCUAUGAGCGUCUGGAUCAGAUUGCUAAAAUUGAGAGAGAUUUUUCAAAGCUGAAACAACAGGAAGUUGAGUUCAAAUCGAAGUAAGUAAAGUAAAAUACCUAAUGCUACAUAACAUGAUCAAAAUUUUCAGUUGCCAAAAACGAAACCGUACCAAAAUCGGAAUGCGUAAAAUUUUGAUUUUAUUUUGCAAAAAUUGGUUCUAAGAAUGUCCUUAUGUUAUUGUUUUUCCUUUGCCUGAUCAAAAGUUUUCUAACUAACAAGCUGGCUGCCUGAACCUGUGUCAUUUAAAUGCUCAAAGUAUUUGUGCUCGUCGAUUAAUUAAGCGUUGUUUUCCUAACAGUAAAGUUGGUUUAACAUGCGUUUUUUUCCUGUUCGGAUGCGCCACUGCGACCAGCGUUUAGAUCUAUUGUGGCAUUACCCGUAUCCUUAGUGUAUAGUGCAUGUCGCAUUACUCCAUUUCCAUUGAUAGGUAAUAAAGCAUCGAUUU